CGGCGGCGGCGGUGGUGAGGGCCCAGUAACGGGCGGGAGGCGGAGGGACCCGCCGCCCCUCAGCGGGCCCGGAGCCGGAGGAUCGUCUUUCCUUAAGGAAGUGAAGGAGCCGCCGCCGAGAUGGGGCGCCGAUCCACGUCCUCCACGAAGAGCGGGAAGUUCAUGAAUCCCACGGACCAGGCCCGAAAGGAGGCCCGGAAGAGGGAGCUGAAGAAGAACAAGAAGCAGCGGAUGAUGGUUCGCGCCGCGGUGCUGAAGAUGAAGGACCCCAAGCAAAUCAUCCGGGACAUGGAGAAGCUGGACGAGAUGGAAUUCAACCCGGUGCAGCAGCCCCAGCUGAACGAGAAGGUGCUGAAGGACAAGCGCAAGAAGCUGCGCGAGACCUUCGAGCGCAUCCUGCGCCUCUACGAGAAGGAGAACCCCGACACCUUCAAGGAGCUGCGCAAACUGGAGGCCGACUACGAGCAGAAGCGCGCCCAGCUCAGCCAGUACUGCGACGCCGUCAAGAACGCCCAGCACGUGGAAGUGGAGAGCAUCCCGCUGCCGGACAUGCCGCACGCCCCGUCGAGCAUCCUGAUCCAGGACAUCCCGCUGCCCGGCGCCCAGCCGCCGUCCAUCCUGAAGAAGACGUCGGCCUACGGGCCGGCCGGCCGGGGCCCGCCGGCCCUCCCGCUGCCGGGGCCCGGGCCGGGGCCGGGGCCGGGGCCGGGGGUCCCCCGCCUGCCGCCGGGCCGCAAGCCCCCCGGCCCCCCGCCCGGCCCGCCCCCGCCCCAGGUCCUGCAGCUGUACGGGCGCAAGGUGGGCUUCGUGGACCCGCCCCCGCGCCGCAGGGACGAGGACGGCCCCUUCGGACCCGACUCAGGCCGGCGCGGGGAGGAGGCGUCCAGCAGCAGCGAGGACGAGGGCUACCCGGAGGACAUGGAGCAGGACAAGGGCGAGGACAGCAGCGACGACAGCGACAGCGACCGGUCGGACGCCGCCGACAGCGAGGGGGACGACUUCCCGCUGCGGGGCGAGGCCCCCAGGCCCGACGGCGACGACAAGAAGGCCGGGCUGAGCGUGCGGUUUGCCGACAUCCCCGGGAAGCCGCGGAAGAAGAAGAAGAAGAAGAACAUGAAGGAACUGACGCCCUUGCAGGCCAUGAUGCUGCGCAUGGCGGGCCAGGAGAUCCCGGAGGAAGGCCGGGAGGCGGAGGGCUUCUCGGAGGAGGAAGAGGAGGACGACGACGACGACGACGACGACGAGGAGGAGGAGGACGCGGAGGGGUCGGAGGAGUCGGGCCCCGAGGACCCGGCGCUGCGCAAGGAGGACGGCCCGGCCGACGGCGGGGCCGGCCCGCCGCCCCCGCCCCAGCCCGGCCCGCCCGCCCAGAUGCACGCCGCCCCCGGGCCCGGCCCCCCGCCCCUCGGCCCCCCGCCUGCGGCCCCCCCGGGCCCCCCCGCCGGACUCCCGCCCGGACCCCCGCCAGGUGCCCCCCCGUUCCUGAGGCCCCCGGGGCUGCCGGGCCUGCGGGGCCCCCUGCCUCGGUUGCUGCCGCCGGGCCCGCCGCCGGGCCGUCCCCCGGGCCCCCCGCCCGGCCCGCCCCCGGGCCUCCCCCCGGGCCCGCCCCCGCGGGGUCCGCCGCCCCGCCUGCCGCCCCCGGCCCCUCCAGGUCUCCCGCCGCCGCGGCCCGGCCUGCUGCGCCCGCCGCCGGGCCCGCCGCUGGGGCCCGCCCCGCCGGGCCUCUUCCCGCCGGCCCCGCUGCCCAACCCGGGGGUCCUCAGCGCCCCGCCCAGCCUCAUCCAGCGGCCCAAGGCGGACGAGGCCGCGGGGGCCGGGGGGCCGGCCGCCCCCGCCACCAUCGAGAAGAAGGCCACGGCCACCAUCAGCGCCAAGCCGCAGAUCACCAACCCCAAGGCCGAGGUGACCCGCUUCGUGCCCACGGCCCUGCGGGUCCGCCGGGAGCACAAGGGGGCCGCCCCCGCCCCGCCCCGCAAGGCCGAGGACCCCGCCGGCGGACCCCCGGCCAAGGCCGGGGCCCCGGCCCCCCUGCCCCUGCAGACCAAGGACGACGUCUACGAGGCCUUCAUGAAGGAGAUGGAGGGGCUCCUGUGAGCGGCGGCCGGCGAAAUCCGCCGGCGGCCGCGGGCCGGACUCCCGGGCGCCGGGAGCGGUCGGGAAAUACAGCCCUAUGGGAACGAG
This is a messenger RNA of Tachyglossus aculeatus (Australian echidna), 2181 nucleotides long. RefSeq names its product WW domain binding protein 11 (gene WBP11). The record is from RefSeq and is a predicted model, not a curated record. Lineage: Eukaryota; Metazoa; Chordata; Mammalia; Monotremata; Tachyglossidae. Gene Ontology annotation, cellular component: spliceosomal complex. Gene Ontology annotation, biological process: mRNA cis splicing, via spliceosome.